AUGAUCAAGAUUCUCGGGGCUCUUGUUUUGGUCGCGAUCGCUUCUGUCAACGCUGAAGUGGAUGCUUCUGCGCUUGGAUUGCCCGAAAGCAGGCAUUCGAACACCUUCGGAGGACCGCUUCCACUGAAUCAACCACUCGCAGAUGAGGGACAAAUGGAACUUCAACUUGUUGAUGCUAAGCCAGCAGACGAAAAUGCUGAGAGCAUGAGACACGUCGAAGGAAUGCUCGGAAAUGCGCUGAAGACGAUCAGAGCGCAGAGAACGGAGCAGGUUCAGCAGGGAGAUGCUGCCCCAGAAUUGCAAACCGUUUAA
This is a messenger RNA of Caenorhabditis bovis, 312 nucleotides long. NCBI's taxonomy places the organism in Eukaryota, Metazoa, Nematoda, Chromadorea, Rhabditida, Rhabditidae. The record is from the annotation of a GenBank genome assembly.